GUUGCUCCUAGAAGUUGCCGAGCAUCCGCAACGGCUAGUUAGUCACUGCUUCACGUCCAUCACAUUCCCCGGUCUCGCGUCGCCUCGCAUGCUUAGCGAGAGACUCCUCCGCGCAAUUCAAGCUCCUAAGUAAUGGCUCCUAAGUUGACGACGCGUCGUCACCGAUUCGUCAGCCUACAGCCGCCGACAAUGGUAGCUUGCCGACCUUUACCCAGCAACGUCAAUAUGCCUUCUAGCUAGAAUGGUGGUAGUUUUUAUCCAUCGGUAUUCUUGAGAUGCCAAAAUCUCGGCAAUCAGCGAAGCUCUAGCUCCUUGAACUUAUUCCUUCGCAGGCCGUAGUGACGUGCGUGAUUCGGCUACCUCUAUUGGCUCCCUCCGUCCACUAGUUAGUAAAUUAUAUGCGGCCGCAAUGGGCCUUACGUCCGAAAGUUAGGAGACUAUUGGCACACGCAAUGCGCCCUUAGUUGCGCUCUCUUCGUCCGGGACGUACAAGAUUAUAACGACAGACGCAAUGCGACACUAGUCUCUCUUUUCUUCCGAUAUUAAACACAUAUUUUAAUUUAUAACGACAGCCGCCAUGAAGAAGCGGUCCGGCAAGCCGUCGGCGUCGUCCCUGGUGGCGAUUCGGUUCGACUUCAAGGUGCAUCUGAUCGAGCUGCGCCCGUGGCUGCGCAUGGGCGCGCCGGCGAUCAUCCAGUGGCAGCGCGGGGACAAGCGCACGGGGUUCUCCAAGCCCGUGCGCGCGCAGCGGGACGAGGGGGGCGCGGACGAGAGCGCGUUCAAAGUCGUCAUCGACCAGACGUUCCGAGUCCCCGCCACGCUGUACCGCGAGCGCGGUGGCCCCGGCGCGGCCUACCAGCGCAAAACCGCCGCGUUUUCCAUCCACGAAGCGCAAGCCGACGACUCGGCGCAGCCCAAGCCCACCGCCCUCGGCAAAGCCUCCCUGGACCUCUCCGCGUUCGCGGACUGCCAGGGGGUGCUUCCCCAUUCCGUGCCCGUGCAGGUGUCCAAGUCGCUGGGCGCCGCGCUAGGGCAGCCCGAGCUGGUCAUAACGGUGGAGUGCGCGGGGAAGAAGCUGAGCAAGGAGGCUGCUGCGGACGAGGCUGGCGCGGGGGUGUAUGGCGGGGCAGGGGGCGCGGGGGGGGGGUCGCUGCCGCACUUCUACCCGACGAAGCUGGAGCCGUUUGAGGACGAGGAGGAAACGGCGGCGUCGUCGGGGGAUGAGACCUGCUACUCCGAUGCUGCUGGGUCCGUCAUUGGGGCGGGGGGCAGUCGGCGGGGGACGCUUUCGGACCAUGGGGGGAGUGAUUCGGAGCACAUGCGCGCAGGGGGGGCGCAUGGGGGGCAGGGCGGGCAGGGGACAGGGAAGGGGCACAGACGGAGGGGAAGUGAGGCGUCUUCAGGGGGGCACGAGGGUCAGAGCAGCGAUUCCGAGCUGGUCAGGCGGAGCAGUGGCGCCAGGAAAGGCCACGUGGCGGGGUACGAGGACCAGGGAAGCUCCACGCCAGGCUCGGCAGCAGGUUCGACGGCAGGUUCGGCAGCAGGUUCGGCAAGCGGUUCGCCAAUGCGUGCUGCAGAGCGGAAUAGGAGGCUGAAGGACGCUCCUGGGAGCGAGAGGGAGAGAACAGGCGCGGGCAGGCGGGAGAAGGGCCGGGCGAGGGACGGCAGCAGCGGAUACGACAGGAGGCACUCGGGGGGAGAGAUGGACCUGAGUCUUGCUUUCCAGGGGAAAGGGGGCGCAGGGAGGGCGCAGGGCGGGGGAGGCGGGGGGUUGCCGCCAGUGGGCGCAGGGGGAGGGGCGGAAGGGGGUCUGGGGAGUCGCAUGUCGUCCCUGCCAGUUGAGAGGGGCAUGGGGGGGCCGAGUGACGAGGCAUGGGCGCAGGAUGCUUGGGAGGAAGGGGAGGAAGGGGCGGAGGAGGAGGAGGAGGAGGAGGAGGAGGAGGAGGAGGAGGAGGAGGAGGAGGAGGAGGAGGAGGGGCGAAGAGGGGUGAUGGAGGAAGGCGAAGAGGUGGGGGAAGACGAUGGGUUUGGGGGGGAGGAGGGGGAGGAGGGGGGGGAUGGGGCGGGUGGAGGGUCGUUUGAAGACCUGAACGACGCGUUUGGGAACGUGGGGGGGAUGCUGGGCAGGACUGGCGGCGGGGAGGCAUCAGACGCGCAUGACAUCUACGUGCACGACCCCCAGGGCAGCCAUGGCCUUCAUGGUGACGGGGAGGAUGAUGGCGAUGGUGCUGUGGAUGACAUGUAUGGGCAGGACGACAUGCGUGAUAUGUACGGGCAUCAUGGCAUGGGAGGGGGCAUGGGGAGGGGCAUGGGGAGGGGCAUGGGGAUGGGCAUGGGGAUGGGCAUGGGAGGGGAGGAGCAGGAGGAGGAGGAGGUGAGGGAGGAGGACUUGGAGGACUUGUCUCUGGCGUACGAGAGGCGAGGGCCGGGGCAGCAGCAGCACGGCGGCGGCAUGGGGGCGGACGGAGGGAUGGGGGCGAGGAAAGGCGGCCGGCAGCAGCAGCAUCAGCAGCAGGAAGCGGAGGGGGAGUACUGGGGUGAUGAUCAGGAGGGCAUGGGGGGGGAGUACGGGCAGGGGGGAGGGUACCAGGGAGAGGAGGACUAUGGGCAAAUAGAGGAGAACUAUGGGGAGGAAGAGGGGUACGGGCGCGGGCAUGGGCAUGGGCAUGGGCAUGGGAAAAGGGGGCAGGGGCGAGGGGGGUAUGAGGAGGCGGAUGGGGAGUUAGUCCAGGUGGAGGAGUACGUGAAUGAGGGCGAUGGGGAUGAUGGGGGCGAUGGGGGUGAUGGGGAUGAUCACAAUGGCGGCAUGAACGGGGGCCAAGGGGCGUACGACGAGGCGUUUGGGUUCGAGCAGAGCCAGGAUGCAGACAGGUACGAGGACCAGCAGGAGGGGUAUGCGGAUGAGGAUGGGGGGUACCGCAACCAGCAGGGGGGAUACGGCGAUCAGCACAUCCGGGCGAGAGGGGGAGAAGCGGACCAGGGAGCCCAAGAGGAGGAGGACGCGGAGGAGGAGGAGGAGGAGGAUGAAUUCGAGACGCUGCCUCCGCCGCCCCCCAAGUCGCCCCUGCGGCGGCCCCUGGAGGGCAAGGAGCGGCGCGACCCCUUCAACGACUCGCUGCACUUCGGGCUGACCUCCCCUGGCAGUCCGGGGGGCGACCUGUUCCCGGUGAACCUCAAGAAGCCCAUGCCCUACGUGGGGGGGGUCUUGGACGGGGAUCACAUUACUCCUUCGCCACGCGCUGGGAGCAGCGGUGCUGGUGGUGGGGGCAGUGGGUCGGAUUCAGGCAGUGGGGGCGGGGGAGGGGCAGGGGGAGGGGGAGGGGCAGGGGGAAGGGGAAGCGGGGGGGUGUUGGGCCAGUCGAAGAGCAUGAAGGUGGUAGGGGACAGGACAGGGGAGCGGGAGGAGGAGCGGGUGACGGGCGACGCGUCGAGUCUGGAGUUUGAGUGGCGCAAGGUGCGCACGGAGAAGAAGCUGGUGGAAGAGGAGAAGCGCGCGCUGCAGACCCUAGGGGACGAGGUGCAGCGGCUGCGAGUAUGGGCGGAGAACGAGAGAGCAAGGCUCAAGAAGGAGCAGGCGCAGUUGGAGGGGGAUAGGAAGCGUUGUGCGGAGCUGGAGACCCAAAUGGCAGAGUUUUCCUCGUGGUCCGAGGCGGAGGAGGAGCGGAUCCGGCAGGAGAGGGAGGAGGCGGAGCGGAUGAGAGAGGCAGCGGAGGAGGUGGAGAAGAGGGUGCGGGCGGAGAGGGAGCGGUUCGAGUGGGAGCAGCAGCGUGUGCUCGAGGAGAAAGCGCACCUCGACGAAGCUGCUGCUUCAGUCGCCGAGGCUCUGGCUCGGGCUGCAGAGGCUGAGGAGCGGGCGAGGAGUGCGGAGCGGAAUUUCGGGCGGUUGCCCGGGGAUCUGAGAGACGCGGCGAUGGCUGACGUGGCAGUGUAUGCAGUGAGGCCGGAGCACGGGGGGUCCGUGCGGCGAGUCCACACCCCUGCGAGGCGAAUUGCGCGCGCGUACGCGUAUGUGCGCGUGCACGAGGCGGAUGAGAGGGUGGGGGGCGUGGCGAGGGUGGCGGUGACGGCACUGACCCUGGCCUCACAGGCAGCUGCUGACGAUGCGGCGAGGCUGCUCUUCUGGUGGUCCAACACUGCCAUGCUUCGGGAAGCCAUCGCCAGCAUCGCCCCCACUGAAGUUGGCUCUGACGGUCUCCCCUCUGCCGACUCCUCUUCCUCCUCCUCCUCGUUCCCCUCCUCUGACCGAACCUCCUCCGGCUCCGAACCUGAUUCCGAAGCUGCUGGGUCGGCGGGUUCCAGACCUGGCAAAAGGGCUUCUAGAGGAGGGGUGGCGGGGGCAGGGGCGGGGACGCUGGUGGCGGCGCUGAGGCGACUGGAGGAGUGGCAGCACGACCGGUGCUUGGAGCUGGUGUGGCGCAAGGUCUUCCUCCCAGCCCUUCGCCGCCCCCCCACCUCCCCCCCCUCCUCCUCCUUCUCCUCCUCCUCGUCCACCCUCUCAGCGGCCUCCUCGCUCUUCUCCUCCCUUGCUUCUGCCGCCACCACCAGCGCCUCCUCCCUGGCCUGGCCGGGCGGCCAGACCGUGAGCGGCGCUUUGGGCGGCGCACUGGGAUUGGGCGGGCAGAAGAAGCCGGCAGCGCCUCUUGCUGGAGGGGUGGCAGACGCUGAGCGGGCCCCCUGGUGGAGCAAGCUGGUGGGUGUGGAGCGGUGGAGAGCGGUGUUGCACGAGGCGUCGUUCGCCCUGUGCCCCCAGCGCGCCAUGGGGCGGUGCUGCGGCUGCGUGUACCUGCUGGAGAAGCAGGUUCUCGAGCACUGCCUCCUCCGCCUUGACACGGCCCUAUUCAACGCCCUCCUGCGACCCAAUCCGGACGUGCCUCCCUCCGACCCUCUUGCCGACCCUAUUACCGAGCCUGCUGCCCUGCCGUUCUGCACGAUGGGCAAGCUCACCUACUCCAACGGCAUGCACCUCAAAUACGCCACCUCUGCUUGGUCCACCCUUUUCCACGACCUUGAUUCGCACGUGCACGCCCAACUCGACCACCUCCUCGCAUCCUCCCACACACCCAACCACUCAGCCCCACACCACCCCCCCACACUCCCCCCCCCUCCCCCCUUCUCCUCCUCCGUCCUAGCCACCACCACUGCCUUUUGGGCCGGAGCCCUCGACCCCUCCGACCCCUCCCCCUCCUCCUCGCCGUCCUUCCCCUACUCGUCCUCCGCCUCUCAUCCCGCCUCCCCUCGCUUCCCUCCCAGUGCGGCGGCAGCACCCGGGGCGGCAGUGGCAGUGACGGGCGGACCGGGGGAGUAUUUUCCAAAGCUGAGGGCGAUGGCGCAGGUGCUGCUGCUGCCCAAGGACCUGCUGAAGGACCAGCAGGCGAGAAAAGAGGUGUGUGGCGAUCUGAGUGUGGCAUUGGUGCGCCGCAUCCUCGUCCUCUUCGCCCCGGAUGCCAGCGCGCCCGACGCCGUCUCCACCACGCUGCUGCAGCUGCUCAAUAGCGAGGUGCACAGCGAGUCCCGCCGUGCCAAGGGCAAUCCCUCCACAGACGUGGCCCCUCUCCCCCCCACACCCUACACCCCGCCCCCCUCGCCCUCGCUGCGUCUGCUGCUGGGGUCAGUGCGCCUGCUGCACCUGCCCCACCCCGGGGCGUCCGGACUCGCCCUGGACCGCGGGUACGAGAGUGAGGAGGAGCUGCGCCUUGUGGAGUCGCCCUCCGACCUCCUCGCCCACAUGAUCGCCCAGCUAGGGGGGCAGGGGACUGCAGGAGCCGGCGGUGCUGCUGGUAACGGUGCUGGUAAUGGUGGGGGAAUUGGGAAGGGUGCGGCGGGGAGUGGUGGGGCGAGUGGCAAGGGGCGGGUGUUUGGGCACCGGGACACGUACAAGAGCUCGGGGUACCAGCUGCUGGCUGACGUGUGGAGCAGGCAGGCCGCCAGCAAUGCUCACUCGCAGUCUGGCCACACAUAGCCGCCGCAAUGUGCAUGUGAUGUGAGAGACAGCUCAAGCCCUGGCCUCCAGUCAGAUGGCAAACUCAUGCGUAGCUAGGUGCCGUGCAGGAGAGAGUGAGUGAGAAGAGGCGGGGAGAGUGUGACGAGCUGUAGUGAUCUAGUGAGUAGUCUCAUGCCAGAUGGCAUGCUGCAUCAGCAAUCUCUAGGUGGUUGUGCUGCACAGUAUGGCACGAUAGGUGCUGGUUAAGUGCUGUUGUAGUACCAGGUGUCUAGUUUUGUCUGGUUUUGUGUGCAUACCAAACAAAUUACUUAU
This is a messenger RNA of Closterium sp. NIES-67, 6253 nucleotides long. NCBI's taxonomy places the organism in Eukaryota, Viridiplantae, Streptophyta, Zygnematophyceae, Desmidiales, Closteriaceae. The record is from the annotation of a GenBank genome assembly.